CAGGCAUGUGCCUACUGCAAGUCACGCAAAAGACGAUGCGAUGGAGGAGAGCCAGCCUGUGGACUCUGCACUAGGUCGGGCGUACCCUGCGUGUACACUGAGCGCAGGAAGAGAGGCCCGGGGCGGAAGUUAGUAUCCAUUGCGGAUGCUUAA
This is a messenger RNA of Colletotrichum godetiae, 153 nucleotides long. RefSeq lists its product as uncharacterized. The record is from RefSeq and is a predicted model, not a curated record. Gene Ontology annotation, cellular component: nucleus. The annotation marks the transcript as partial. Gene Ontology annotation, molecular function: zinc ion binding; DNA-binding transcription factor activity, RNA polymerase II-specific. Gene Ontology annotation, biological process: regulation of DNA-templated transcription. Lineage: Eukaryota; Fungi; Ascomycota; Sordariomycetes; Glomerellales; Glomerellaceae. The transcript has a single exon.